GUUAUGGGGACACAAUUGUUGCAUCUAAUCCAUUUGAUGAUACUCCACCUCCAAUCAUGAAUACCAAUCCAAUAAAUCGGCAAAUGAUGAAUUCUCGUCCAAUGAUGUCUGGAAGUCCUUGUCAAAUGGGUAGUUCACCUAUGAAUUGUGGACCUCCAAUGGGUAGUCCAAUGGGAGGUCCAUGUGGUAACAGUCCACACAGAAAUUCUAUGGUAUGUGGUCCUCCAAUGAUGAACUGUGGUGCUCCUGGUAACAGUCCACAUACAAUGUCUAUGAAUCGAAGUCCAUCUGCUAUGGGUAGUCCACACAUGGUUUCAAAUAUGCGUGGGAAUAGUCCAAUGGAAUGUGCUGCUAUGGUGAAGCCAUCACUAAAUUGUGCUUCUCCUAUGGGUAGUCCUAUUCCACCUAAUUCUAGUAUGAAUAUUCACCCUCCAAUGUCAAGUCCUAUGACUAUGGGACCAUCACCACUUAAUGGACAUCCAAACUCUGGACCAGGUGGUAGCCCUAUGAUGAUGGGUAGAGGAGGACCUUCACCUCUAACUAAUAGUCCUAUGUCUAUGAAUAUGCCAGUUAGUUCAGCUGACAUGAAUGAUAUGAAUCAACACAUGUCUAUGGAUAAUGGAGGUUGUUCAAUUAGGGGACCACCAUGUCCUGGAUCUAACAAUAUGCCAUCAGUUUCUAUGUCGUGUAGGCCACCUAUGUCUAAUCAGCAGUGCAAUAGUAUGCCUGGACCUAGUAAUAUGAUGAAUUGUCCAAGGGGAAUGCCUUGCUCACAAAUGAUGAGGGGGCCACCACAAUCUUCUGAUCAACAUAGACUUAUGCCUCCUAUGAUGCACCAUUCUCAAAUACCUAAUAGUCAACCAGGAGGUUAUGGACCUGGGCCUAAUUCUAAACCAAUACCAGUGUCAGCUGGAAAGAUUUAUCCGCAUGAUCAACCUAUGGUGUUUAAUCCACAAAACCCUAAUGCACCACCUAUAUAUCCUUGUGGUAAUUGUCAUAAAGAAGUUCAUGAUAAUGAUCAAGCUGUUCUUUGUGAAUCAGGCUGUAAUUUUUGGUUCCAUAGAGUUUGUACUGGAUUAAUGGAACCAGCAUUUCAAUUAUUAACAGCUGAAGUGUAUGCUGAGUGGGUGUGUGAUAAAUGUUUGCAAACUAAAAACAUACCUUUGGUUAAGUACAAACCCUAAUAUAUAUCUUUAAAAACCGCGCUCAGAAUACAAUUGCAAAACUUUUCUCCAUGCACUGAGUUUCAGCAGAUUCAGUAAUUUAGCUGGUGAUAAUGUACUUAAUCUCGGGCACAAGCAUCAAUGCUUAUACUUACAAUGUAUGAAUUUUAUAAAAUCAAAAACAUAACUUUUUUCUUUUGAUAUUAUGUCAGUUUUAUUUCUAUUUUAAAUAUAUAUUAUUUAUAUAUGUG
This is a messenger RNA of Daktulosphaira vitifoliae (grape phylloxera), 1414 nucleotides long. Its product is annotated as protein pygopus-like. The record is from RefSeq and is a predicted model, not a curated record. Lineage: Eukaryota; Metazoa; Arthropoda; Insecta; Hemiptera; Phylloxeridae.